CUAAAAAACGCAGUCAUGGAGACCCACACAGGCGGCGGCACCAACAACGAAGGCACGAUAGCGACCAUCAAAUCCAUUCGGACUCAACUCGAGUCCCGAAUCCAAACCCAACGCCACCACCUGGAUCUCCUCGCCUCCCUCCAAAGCCUGGACGCCAACAUCGUCCCCUCUCUGGAUCUCUCCCUCCGCAUCGUCUCCGCCUUCAACAACCGCCCUUUUUCUCCCACUCCUCCCCUUCCCACACCCAAAGAUUUUCCACCCACCCAACACCCACCGACCCACCCCGUAACCGACCCUAAACAACUGGCCCUCGUUAAUCCUGACCAAGGUGACAAACUCGCUGACGAGAGAGGCAACCCAUUGUCGGUGGUGAGAGCGAUUGUGGCGGAGUGUUUGCUUCAGAGAGUACCGUUCAAAGCAAUCGAUUCGUCGACGGUUUUGAGGAAGUUAGAGAACGACGAGAACGUGACGGCGGCGGAGAAGGCGGCGAUGCGUGAAUUGGGAGGCGAUUCGGGGUCCAUUCUCGCGGUGGAGAUGGCGUUGAGGUCAAUGGCGGAGGAUAACGGGGGCCUCGAGGUCGAAGAGUUGUUGUCGGCGGCAAACAGAGUUAUGGUACUCAACAUUGACCGAACCCGGUUAGUCCGAGAAUUACCCGAAGAACCUCAAUCAUCUGAAAAGAGAGGUAUAAACAACGUUAACGAAAGUGAGAGCUUGAAGAUAAAUAAUAACAGUAAUAAUGAGUGGGUGGCGCCGAGGCCCAUGAGCGAAAUUUGGAUGGGAGGGGGAGACCCCGGCAUGAUGUAUCCGCCGGGUGUGCCAAUGGCGGGCCCGCGGGGUCGGGGAAUGGGAAUGAUGGGAAGGCCUCCAAUGGGGCCAAACAGUGGUCUUUCGCCGGCUCAGAGACAGAGGACUGAGGAAGAUGAUUUGAAGGAUUUGGAGGCUUUGUUGAAUAAGAAAUCUUUUAAGGAAAUGCAAAAAUCGAAGACGGGUGAGGAGAUUUUGGACAUCAUUAAUCGCCCAACUGCUAAGGAAACUGCUGUGGCUGCUAAGUUUAAAAGUAAAGGUGGUUCUCAAGUGAGGGAGUAUUGUUCAGCUUUGACGAAGGAGGAUUGUCGAAGGCAGUCCGGCACUUUUCUGGCAUGUAAGAAGGUUCAUUUUAAGCGCAUAAUUGCUCCUCAUACUGAUAUCAGUUUAGGGGAUUGUUCAUUUCUAGAUACUUGCCGUCAUAUGAAGACAUGCAAAUAUGUUCAUUAUGAGCUCGACCAAACGCAAGAUGAUCUUGGUCCUGAGAAGCCAUUAAAGCCUCCACGUGCUGAUUAUUGUUCCGAAGUAGAACUAGGUGAACCACAAUGGAUUAAUUGUGAUAUCCGGAGUUUUAGAAUGGACAUUUUGGGGCAGUUUGGUGUCAUCAUGGCAGAUCCGCCAUGGGACAUUCAUAUGGAGUUGCCUUAUGGAACAAUGGCUGAUGAUGAGAUGCGUAAUCUUAAUGUUCCUGCAUUGCAGACUGACGGUCUGAUCUUCCUUUGGGUCACUGGACGUGCAAUGGAGCUAGGACGUGAAUGUUUGGAACUUUGGGGGUACAAGCGGUGUGAGGAGAUUAUUUGGGUGAAAACAAAUCAACUUCAGCGAAUAAUUAGAACAGGGAGAACAGGUCAUUGGUUAAAUCAUAGUAAGGAACAUUGCCUUGUUGGAAUAAAGGGUAAUCCAGAAAUAAACAGGAAUAUUGAUACUGAUGUCAUUGUUGCUGAGGUUCGAGAGACUAGCCGUAAGCCAGAUGAGAUGUACCCUAUGCUGGAAAGAAUUAGUCCAAGGACAAGGAAGCUGGAAUUAUUUGCUCGCAUGCAUAAUACACAAGCAGGAUGGAUAUCACUUGGUAAUCAGUUGAAUGGAGUUAGACUGGUUGAUGAAGGCCUACGAGCAAGGUACAAGGCUGCCUACCCCCAUGUGGAUGUGCAGCCCGCCUCUCCUCCCAGAGCUUCUGCUAUGGAAAUAGACUCUACUUCUGCUAGAAGUCCCUUUGCAACAGAGUCAAGAGCACAGUUUGCAGAUCCUGCUGCUCCAGAUGCGGUCCUUGCUCCUGAAGAGAGGGCAAUGGCUAUAGAUGGCGAUAUGGCCAGCUGAAAAACCAAUAAAUUCUGGCCUUGCAUGGUUGAUACGGAGAUACUAUUGUACCAUUAUUUAAUAGUACCUGAAAGGGUCUCUUAUCCCUGGCUAAUUUUGCCCCAGGUGCAUUUGUAAUGAUUUUUGUUUUAAUCAGUUGUUAAAUUAUCAGUCCCUUUUACUAUAUUACAGCCCCUAUUAGUGACUUCUCUUCA
Theobroma umbraticum is the source of this 2315-nucleotide messenger RNA. It is a transcript of the gene MTA, whose product is annotated as mRNAadenosine methylase. The record is from RefSeq and is a predicted model, not a curated record. Gene Ontology annotation, cellular component: nucleus; RNA N6-methyladenosine methyltransferase complex. Gene Ontology annotation, molecular function: methyltransferase activity. Gene Ontology annotation, biological process: mRNA modification. Lineage: Eukaryota; Viridiplantae; Streptophyta; Magnoliopsida; Malvales; Malvaceae.